GGUAACCGCUCAGCGCUCAAGUUUUUGGCGGGCGGGGUGUUAGGGUGCGUGUUAGUCUGUGUUCUCUUUGUGCAAGUCGUCUUCUAAAUAAGAGAAGGAAAAGAAAAACUCGGAUUGGAUGCUGACCGUAAAUAGAGAAGGUGCUACAGAGGUUUAAAUCCAGUAAGGGACACUGGCAUGAGGAAGCCAACAGACACGUAGUAACUUCCCUGUCUGUAUGCGUAGCUGCUUAACUAUCAGGUCACUAUGUCAAAACAGCACAUACGUUUAGUUGGUCUUCAGGACCCAGAUCAUUUGCUGUAUGUCUCUCUACUGAUCCUUGGCCUUGAUCCUGUUGCUCUGGAACACAAAUUGAAAACUCCUGUCAAUCAGAAGUGUUUUUCUCGGAUAAAUAGAAAACUUGGAGAUGCCAUCCUCCACUUUUUAUAUGUUUGUCUGGACCGUGAGAAAGCUGGAAAGACUUUCCGUGACUGUUGGCCAGUGCUGGACAAGAAACGUGAAUCACAAUUUUAUAAAGCUGCUUUUGAAUGGUACAAGACCCUGCAGCAGAGCUACAAACAGCCAGUUCCAACCAUCAUGACCAAGACCUUCAUGGAACCAGGUGGCUCCAGGUUCACUUCAACACUUAUGAUCCUUGCCCGAAUAGCUCUUCAUACUUCAGUGAAUAAAAGAGGUCCUAGCCACACACUUCUAUAUGCACCAACUCACUGCCGUAAUCGAGAGCAAGACUGUCAGACCUUGCGGAUUUUCCAGGCCUUUAAAGCUGCUCAUGCUCAGAAUUACAUUGUGCAACAGAGAAUUCGUGAAAAUGUCUUAGUCACCCUCAAAAACAAAGCAAGAGAGCUGUGUAGUAAUUACCGAAGAUUGUGCAAAGAAGGAGAAACAGAUUCUCAAAAGUUUAAUGAAGCAUUAAACAACAAUGAGAGACUUGCUCAUCAUCAGAAGGAGAUAUUUGCCUCAGCCUCUCCAGCACCAAUACAAAAAGCUGUUUUAGAAGAUAUUUCAAGAAUGAAUGAUUCUGUCAGCAAAUUGUGGAAUAAGGUUGAUCACUUCCAGCAAGUUGAAGAGUCUACAUGGAAAGUUCUGUGCUCUCUGAUAGAUGGUUCCACCUCACUCACUCACAUCAAUGGUUCAGUAUAUUCACCUCAAGUCCCUGAGAUUGUAUACAAGACUCAUGCUAAUGCAAUAAACAAGCUGAAGCUCCAAGGAUUGUAUUGUGAAGGAAAGCUAAACCUUUUGAGUCUUGUGCAGUAUUCCAACCUGGCUCUCACUUCUCUUCUAGAUACCUUCCACAACACCCACAGCCAUACUCAUACAGAAUCACUUGAUAAAAUAAGAGCUCAGUCAGGGCAAGUGACAAGCCUUGAUGAAACUAUGAACCACCUCACUGACAAUCUCAAUACACUGCUGCCUUCAUUCAACCAGUCCUUUUCAUCCAGUUUUCUCAGUACAUCAAGCUUGCUUACUUUUGAAAAGACUGCAUUAGGAAAACCACAACUCUGCCCCCCAACACCACCUUUCACUUUACUGAACAAACCUAUGCCCAUGAAUACAACCCAUGUUCCACUCCGGCUCACUCCAAGUGUGCAACAACCUCCACCAAGACAAGUCAAGGAUGGCUUCAAUUUAACUCCAAGGAAGCUCCUGUGUGACAUGGGGAUGAUCUAUGCUAGCAGGAAGUCCCCCAAGGCAAAUGUCAUGUAUUCUGCCAGCACUCAUAAGGAAGACUCUAUCAUGGUGAUUGAAAGCAUUAAAGAAGACACCUCAGAGCAAGGCCUGAGCAUGGAAAUGCUAAUCCCUGAUUUACGGGGCCAGUAUCAACAGAAGAAAGAGCUAACUCUGCUUUCAAAUGAUCCAAGAACUUACCAGAAGCAAAGAGGUAUUGGUCAUUCAUUCUCCAAGAGAUGUACUGAAAAAUAUGUUGAAAAAAAAGUCAAAGCACCCAUAAAAUUACUGUCUGAAACAAUUCAAGAUAUGAAGAAUUUAGGUACACCAGAAGAGACACAAGAUAUGAAAUGCAGCAUGGAUCCAGUUGAAUCUCAUGAUGAUUCAUUAAUUGAUAGGUUGGCAAAUGGUAUUGCUGAAGAACUAUCUAAGUGUGAUGGCAGUAGAAGCAAAGAAGUACUCAAUUCAUGGAAUGAAACAGGGUGUAAAGAUUCUCCUCUGAAAUCAGCAUCUACAGAAAUCUCAAAAAAUUCUGAUGCCUUAUCAGAUGCUAUACAGGAUAUGAAUAUUAUAAAGAAAUUUGAAAAAUUGGACAUAAGUAAAGAAUGUCCACCAAAUACAGUUUUUCAAUUAAAUUGCAGGCAAGCUGAUGUCCAAUUCCAGAUAAAAAACCAUGAUUAUUUACCCCUAAGUACACCAAACAAACAAAAUGGCCCACUUUCAGAACACCAAGGCCAUCUUGCUGAUGUAACUUUAAUCCCCAAAAUUUUGCAGGAUAAUAAGUCUUUAGAAAGGAACACAAGCAAUUCUCUAAAAAGUCUUUGCACUAGCCAUGAGAUGGUAGCUGGAGGUUCACCAUUUAGUGAUCAAAGAUCUUGUGUAACAUCAGAAGAGAGGAAUGGAUCAGUCCUCAGAUUGGAAAGGAGGUGGCAAGAUUCAACACCAAAUCUUCAAGAGAGACUCCAUUUUGUAACUCAGACACCUGUCAAAGAUAAUUGGUCCCCUGUUAGAACCAAAAUACCUUCUAGAUUUGAUGGCUUGGAUGUAUCUCCACAAAGUAAUUGUUUUGUUUCAAGCAUACCUAGUGAUAUUUCUUGUGAAAACAGAAAUCUAGGUGAACUCAGGUACCAUUCCAAAGCAAAGUUAGAUUUUUUGCUUAAAUUGCAGAACUCUUCACAUAAAUAUAAUACUUUAUUGUCCCAGGAAAAUCCUCGAGUAACUACAUCAAAACCAAGCUUUAUGUCUUAUGUUGAAAAUCUUAGAAAUUCACAGAAAACUAUUUCAUCAGAAGAGAAACAUAAAGCAGAAGGAAAUAAUAGCCAAAAUGUAUUAUGUAAUAGCAAUACUGAAUAUAAAGUCCCAGAUACAUAUUCCAAUGGCUGGCCUGAAACUGUGAGCAAGGAGUACUAUGAUAACUUUUCCAGAAUGCAGACUUUACUGGAUCUUGAUGAAGAUACUAUCAUUGACAUCAAUAGUUCCAAGCAUGUCAAAGACUGGCUAGAACAAGAUGAAGUAUUUGUCAGUGCAGAGGAUGCUGGCCAGCAAUUUGAGGCUGAAAGAAGACAAUCAUUAUCCCUCUUACCUGAGGCUUCUGUGUUUGAUACUGUCACAGACUCCAUCCUUAGUGGAGAAAUGGAUGUGGCACUGCUUACUGACAAGAAUGUCAAUAAACAGAUACGAAGAGAGAGUUUAUCUUCACGUCGACAAUCAGUUGCCAACAUGAGAAGACUUAGUUUGGAAUCCUUGAAACAUCCAUUAGGAUCUCCUAGUUUUCUAUCAGAAGACUUCUCAGGCAUUCUAGAUGAGAGUGGUGAUUGUCUACUAUCAACUUCUCUGGAAGAUAUAUGAUGCUGCAAAAAAGUAUCAUAUUAUAAGAGUCAUCCAUAUGUUGAGGUUAUUUCUACUUUGGAUAAUGUUGGACUAGAUGACUUAUGUGAUAUUGUAUUAGACUAGUUGAAAAUAUAAUUUACAAAGAUGGUAUAGUUUGAUAUAAGAUGCAUUUUGUUUUCUUAAAGUAAAAUAAAGGUAUUUAUAUAGUAUGCUGAAGCCUGAAAAGACACUUUCAAGAUGUUUGCUGUUCUCUCAGAAAAAUUUAAAGACCAGGGGGUCUCUUGAAAGCA
Molecule: messenger RNA, 3785 nt
Organism: Portunus trituberculatus (swimming crab)
Lineage: Eukaryota; Metazoa; Arthropoda; Malacostraca; Decapoda; Portunidae
Exons: 18
Coding region: 247-3513 (1088 amino acids)
Biological process (GO): spindle assembly
Cellular component (GO): HAUS complex; mitotic spindle microtubule
Molecular function (GO): microtubule binding
Source: RefSeq, a predicted model, not a curated record